UAUUAUCAGAGAAAACCUUAUAUUUCAAUUGAUGCUCGUGAAUGAUGCUCUCAGGGUCUAAGCUUUUUAUUCUAUGGACCUACUACUGUGCUACUUUACUGUCAGUAAAUCUAAAAGAACUUAAGUGUCAAAGAUGUGAAGCACAGCAGUCUUCCACAAAUGGACUACAUUCUGCAAAUAACGCUUGUGAUGACGACAUAGAGACAUACUCUCUCACCAUGGAAGGCAAAAACCAGACGUGGUCAAUGACUCUUGAUAGGGUACAUCGAAUCUACUGGAUUUUCCUCAGCAUUAGUUGUGGAAGAUAUCAUAUCCACAUACAACUGGACACAUCUGAAAUUCGAACUUGUAAACAGAUUGAAAGAAUAUGCAAUGUAACCAAUCAAGCUAAAAUUGUAACAUGCCACCCAUCUGAAGUUGUGUUUGGAAACAAAAUCAUCAUCAGGAAAGAAGAAUAUGGUGCUUUACAGAUUAACGAAGUUAAAGUAAUUGAUUUUACAGCCUUAAACGAAACUCAAGUAAAAACCCAGUCUGUUGGACUCAAAGGGGAGAAUGCUUUUGAUGGCAAUGUAGAUUCUUAUAUUGUAACAAAGGAAACAAGUAAUGCAACAUGGUUUAUGAUAAUGGAAAAUACGUACGGUAUAAAAUGGAUACUCAUUUCAUUGAGAGGAGGAAAUUAUGAAUUGCAUAUAAGAGCUGAAAAUCAGGUCCUUUCCAAUGAAUUGACACUUUGCCGCAGGUUUAAUUUUCGUAACCCUUCUACAAAAUAUCAGUAUAUCGUAGAAUGUGAAAGGGAAAUGACAGGGAACUCAAUCGUAAUAACAAGGAUGGAUGAAGGACCAGUUAGACUAUUUGAAGUACAUCCAAUAGUUUGUCCUGCUUACCAUUAUGGAAUAAAUUGUGCUAAAUGCAGAAAGGCAUGUGUUUCCUGUCAUCCUAUAUCAGGUGUAUGUAAUGAAUGCUUUGGAUCUUUCUUUGGUGAUUAUUGUCAACAUAGAUGUCAGACAACGUGUCUCGAAACUUGUGACAAAUUGACCGGAAGUUGUGAUAACUGUACCGAUGGACGUCAAGGAAAAUACUGUGAACUUGAAAUGUCUACAGAUUACAGAGAUGAUAAAGAAGAUCCCAAUCAAUUCCCAAUCCUCCUGGUUGUUCUGAGUUCCUUGGUUGUUUUAUUACUCCUGGUUAUCAUUUUUCUCUUCUUUACAAGGUGGAACAAAGAAAAGUCUAACAAAGAUCAAGAAAAUGACUUAGCAUUAAAUCUUCAGAGAUCAGAAUCGAGAAAUGAGUCGGAUCUAGAGGAGAUUCCUCAAAACGAGGCUAAUUACGUAGAAGAGGAAGUCGUUGUCGUCGAGUACAGUAAUCUGACAUCACAGAGGGUCUGUUUAGAUCAAUUUAUAAGAGAAAUGCCAGAAAAAAAGAACAGUGGUAUACUAGAGAAAGAAUUCGAGGACCUUCCGAAGGGAUUAUUGGAAUCUUACUCGGACGCACUUAAAGCUUCGAACAGGAAGGGGAACCGAUACAAAGGAAUCUAUCCCUAUGACUACAAUCGUGUAAAGCUCGAUCACAGAUCAGAAGCUAAUGAGGAUGGCGGUUUUGUUAAUGCUUCAUACAUUCAUGGUUUCAACAGGGAACAAGCCUACAUUGCUGUUCAAGGUCCUUUCAAUCCUAAGACAUUAGAGGAUUUUUGGACGCUAAUAUGGCAGAAUGACUCGACAAGAAUCGUUAUGUUGACAAACCUGUACGAAGGAGAUAAGAUGAAAUGUCUGAAAUACUGGCCAGACAGUGAGCUGGAUAUUGGUCCAUACACCAUUACACUGGAUAAAGUGGAUGUGUUUAACAAUUACGUACUACGUUAUUUGAUCGUCCAAUAUCAGGAAGAGGAAAAAAGAGUGACACAGUUUCAUUUCACCACGUGGCCUGACAACUCUGUCCCGGAAGAUCUGACUUCACUCAUUUGCUUCAGGAAUUUAGUUAGGAAUGGUAUGACGUCAUCAGACGGACCAAUUGUUGUUCACUGCAGUGCAGGGAUAGGAAGGACAGGGACAUUUAUCGCCCUUGAUUAUCUUUUGGAAGAGGGCGCUGCUGAGCAGACGAUUGACGUCAAAGGAUACGUAGCUUCUCUUAGACAUCAACGGGGGAAAUCUAUACAAACAUGCGAGCAGUACAUCUUCCUGCAUGACUCACUGAUAGAAGGAUUCACAAAUAAUAGUGUUGGCAGGAGCGUUUUGUCGGUACUUUAAACACAUCUGUUUCA
This is a messenger RNA of Saccostrea cuccullata (small rock oyster), 2257 nucleotides long. RefSeq lists its product as uncharacterized. NCBI's taxonomy places the organism in Eukaryota, Metazoa, Mollusca, Bivalvia, Ostreida, Ostreidae. Bases 42 to 2243 code for a protein of 733 amino acids. The transcript has 16 exons. Gene Ontology annotation, biological process: protein dephosphorylation. The record is from RefSeq and is a predicted model, not a curated record. Gene Ontology annotation, molecular function: protein tyrosine phosphatase activity.